Messenger RNA from Myxocyprinus asiaticus (Chinese sucker), 3552 nucleotides. RefSeq names its product kelch-like protein 34. Lineage: Eukaryota; Metazoa; Chordata; Actinopteri; Cypriniformes; Catostomidae. The coding region runs from base 328 to 2091 and encodes 587 amino acids. Gene Ontology annotation, molecular function: protein binding. The record is from RefSeq and is a predicted model, not a curated record. The transcript has a single exon.
AGAGGUAGUAGAACCCAUAUGGCUAUCUUGUUAAAAACAUAUGGGUGGUUUGAAUCGCCAAAUGGUUUGUGGGCUGUCCACUGGGUGUUGGAGCAAUGGUCAACCCUCCCCUUUUCUCUCCCAAGUUUACGCAUUUGAUGCCUGCAGAAGACAUGAACUACAUCCCAACCUUUUUUCUCUUUUGUUCUUUUUUAAUUUUAAAGAUUCUGAAAGAGGACUAAGCCUUUUCUCUUCAUUCCUUUCCUCUAAUCCCCUUUUCCUAUUCUAUGACUUUCUUUGAGACCUGACCUCAGUUUUUUCUGCACCCUCUCCCUUCCUCUUUAAGUGAUGAAUUAUUUCCUGAUGCUCAGCAACAGUCAUGGAGAUGGCAUUCUGUCUCGGUACCAGACCUUGCGUCUGGAGGGUCGAAUGUGCGAUGUUGUUUUGGAGGCAGAGGGCGUGGAGUUCCUCGCUCAUCGCACAUUGCUAGCCUGUUCUAGCGACUACUUCUGGUCCUUGUUCCAGGACUACACACUGGAGUCUAGAGCCCACACUAUUAGCUUGCCAGCCUUGUCUUCAAAGGGCCUGGAGCAGAUCCUGGACUUCAUCUAUACGUCAUGGAUUGCAUUGUCACCUUCCACUCUGGAGGUCACACUUCAGGCUGCCUGCUAUCUGCAAGUCACACCUGCUGUGGAUCUCUGCACUGAGUACAUCUCUGAAAGCAUUGCUCUUGACAACUGCUGCUUUUUUGCUAACGUAGCAGCUUGCUAUAGCCUUUCUGAGGCAUUCACUGUCAGCAAUUCUUUCAUUGCCAGAAACAUGUGCAGAAUACUUGCAGCUGAGCAAUACAAAGCCGAGCUAUUGGAGUUAAACCUUGAUUCUCUGCAAGAGGUGCUUGCAGCCAAGGAAAUGCAAGGAGUAAAAGAGAUGGCUCUUCUACAGCUCGCUUUGGAUUGGCUGGAGUACAACCCUCAGUCUGCCCUGCAAAGCAAUGCUUUGCUUUGUCAUAUCCGAUUCGGUUUGGUUCCCCCUGAUGAGCUGUCUCGACUUAGUGCAAUCAAACCUGCCCUACGCACACCCUUCAUCCGCAGUGUAGUGCAGAAAGCCCUUAACUACCACCUUCAGGGUCCCCUCCAACCUCUACUUCAAAGUGUCCACACCAGCCUAAGGACCACAAACAGCAAAAUCCUGCUGGUGGGGGGAGGACCAGAGGCAGACCGACCUCAGAAUCAGAUCUUGGCCUACGAACCACGCACUAGGAAGUUCCGCCCACUUUCCACUACAUUACUAACUAAGCUCCAGCACCAGGGAGUAUGUGUGGUGGGCAACUUCCUGUUUGUGCUGGGUGGUGAGGUGGUGGAGGUGGAUGAGGAUAAUGAGAAGUCAGCUGUGAUGACAGUCACUGACCAAGUGUGGCGCUAUGACCCACGGUUUGACCAUUGGGAGGAGAUGGAACCGCUCUUGCAGAAGAGGGCGCACUUUGCCUGCUGUGUGGUUGAAGGUGUUAUUUUUGCCAUAGGUGGGCGGGGCCAGAGGGGUGAGCCUGCUUUGUCGUCUGUCGAGAGAUACACUAUGAAUGCAGGAUGCUGGCGCAGUGGCGUGUCCCUUCCACAUCCAGUCCACGGGCAAGCCUGUGCCACUAUAGGAACAGGAAUUUACAUCUCUGGAGGCAACAAUGGCAACAGCCCAGAGAGCAGUAAGGAGGUGCUGUUUCUGCAUGCCUUUGAGGGUAAUGCCUGGCAGAGACGCACAAGCAUGUCCAUUGCCAGAUUUGGCCACCAGAUGGUGACAGUGAGGGGCAGAAUUUAUGCCUUUUUGGGAAUGUAUGAGCCAUUCUGUGACAUUGAAUGCUACAAUCCCGUGCAAGACCUGUGGACCCGUCUGAGGCCCCUACUAAAUGAUCGCUUCUGUUAUGGUUUGAUGGCAACAGGAGGAAAACAUGUGCUUGUGUUCGGAGGCAGGAAAUGGCAAGAAGGACAAGAAGUGUGCACCACUAAUGUGUUGGAGUACGACACUGAAUGUGACACCUGGAGGGAAGUGUGUAAACUACCAUGGCCCUUGUGUGAAACACAGUGUGCCAUUAUGACUAUUCAAGACCCUACAGAGACGUAAAAGCCCAAUAGAAGCACCAUCCCACUUACACACAGACAAAUAGAUGGCUGUCACUCUUUAUUAAAGGAGAAAGGAGAGUCAAAAGACAAGCGGAUCUUUGCAUCACUCUGGAUCGUAAAGUGAAGUGGCAUGGACAACAGGAUUUCCAGAUGGACUUUGCACAGCAAAAAUCAUCCUCUUAAUCAGUAAUUAUUAGUCUGUUUUCCAGUAAAAAAGUAUCUGAACAUCCUUAAAACAAGAUAAUUUACUUGAGAAGUAAAAUUGCAUAAAAUAUUAAGAUUUGUUUUCAGGGAAUAUAUUUUAAAUUACGCUUAUCUUCCCUACCCCAUUGGCAAAUUGUUUUUUAACCAUACAUUUCACAAAAACAAAAAACAUGCCAGUGGGAUGAGAAAAAUAAACUUAAUUCAAUAAUUCAAUAAAUACGACAAGUCUUCUUAUCUUACACAAUAUUGCUUCAAGUAAUGUUUUUCUAGAUUUAAUGAUGUUUAGAUAUUUUGUUUAUAAAAAUAAGAAAAUAAUUUUUUUGCAAUGUGGUGCUCUCAAUAAUGAUUUACAGCAAGUAAUAAGGAGCUCCUGAAAGUGGGUCACUAUGAAUAGGUAGUGAAAGCCUUGACAUUGACAGAUGACUUGUCAUAAUGAUGUAGGACCUGAGAAAUGGCAGAAAGUUCCUGCAUGGACACUAAAGCAAAGGACAGAACUAUGAAAUAUUAGACCACUGUACACUCUGAUCACUCUAUCUUGAAAGUCACAAAGAAUAGGCUGUACUACAACAGAAUACAAAAGAAAAGAUAUUCUAGACAACGAGAGUGGUAAACAUAGAUGUAAAGUAUAUUGUUUGAAGCCCGGUUUUUGAAAAGAGUUGAAUAUUCGGUAAAUAUCAAACAUGAUCAUCAUAAUGUGUUAUGAUGGAGGGACAGCUGCCAUAAAUGUCAUAGACAGACUGUGGAUAGUAAAAGACAGCAGUGAAAUGGAAGGAAGGUGCACUCACAGACGAUGAGAUAAAAAGCCAAAUUAGACAAAAGUUCAUUCUAAAGGUUACAUGGAAAGACAAAUGGGUAAGGACAUGUAGACCACUGAGUGUGUGUGGGAUGCAGAUAAGCCAAAGCCAUUUUGCUUAACAAAACCGCAUUGACACAUUUAAAUCAGACAGCUAAAAAGUCUGGUCCUGCAUGGAUGUGAAAAAUGAGGUCUAAAGUUCUUUCCACAGAUAAUAUUGUGUGAUUAAAAAAAACCUUUGAGGUGAAUUACAAUAGCUGAGCAGACAACUAGUAAAACUGAUGUGAAAUGCUUUGAAAUACCACUCACAUCAGUAGUAGUAACUAUUUCUGUGUUAUGUUUUUUUUUUUUUAAAGCAACAUCAAUCAGUCUGUACAAUUAAUAUUGUAAACAAAUUUUAAAAACAAAUUGUUGCAAUUCAACAGCAAAAAGAAAAUGCAUGAAUAAAGAUCUGAGUGAGCAUAA